AUGGCAGUGGAUAUUGCACAAGAAAAGGGCAAUGGAGCUGACAGCCCGACCCCAUUGAGCCGCACUCCUUCUCAGUCCUCACACGCUACGCCGAUCUCAGAACAGGAUAAAGGGAUAAAUGAGACAGAAUUCCCAACGAAAGAGAGCAUCGAUGACCCAGACAGAGUGCUUGCCCAGGGCGACCAGAGGGACGCGUUGAAUCGCAUGAGGAGCUAUGCUACCGCCACCAGCGUUACCAGCACAACGGCAACCAACAGACUGCCGGAGCAAAAGCCCUGGUACAAACAGCCAAACCCGCUACGAUGGGGCAAGAUCACCCCAGUGCCCAAGGAGAGGGCCGUAUGUCCGGAGUACAAGGCUGGAUUCUUCAGUCGCUUGAUAUUCCACUGGAUUGCCCCGUUGAUGAGUACGGGCUACAAACGGCCGCUCGAGCUCAACGACAUCUAUACCGUCAACCCGGACCGCGCGGUUGAUCCUCUGACCAAAAAGAUGCGGGAAUCCUUCAAGCGCCGCGUCGCCAAUGGCGAUAAGUACCCGCUUCUCUGGGCCAUGCAUGAGACCUUCUUCGUCGAGUUUUGGAUAGGCGGUCUCUGCCAGCUUUUGUCUACCAUUCUUUCAGUCAUGUCUCCCUUCGCCUUGCGCUACCUGAUUCAAUUCGCUACCGACGCUUAUAUCGCGAGCUCCGUGGGCCUCCCGGCGCCGCAUCUCGGUGACGGCCUAGGGCUAGUCUUCGGCGUCACGGCCAUGCAAGCGCUGCAGAGCUUGUGUAUCAAUCAUUUCAUUUAUCGUGGUAUGAUGAUAGGCGGCAUGUCGAGGGCCUCCCUGAUCAGCUUGAUCUAUGAGAAGUCCAUGGUGCUAUCUGGGCGGGCCAAGGCGGGCGGCGCAGAGCUUCCCGAUAUCCCCGCUGCAACAGCAGCCGAGAAAGGGGGAAAGGAGAAGACUAGUAGGACGAAGAAGGGCUCCACCAAGAACCAGCCGGGUGUGUCCGGCGACGGCGCCGGCUGGAGCAACGGGAAGAUUACCAACCUAAUGAGUGUCGAUACAUACAGGAUAGAUCAGGCAUCUGGUAUGUUCCAUGUGAUUUGGACCGCUCCCAUCGCCUGCCUGAUCACCCUUGCCAUGCUCCUGGUCAACCUGACCUACAGCGCGCUUGCCGGGUUUGCACUUCUGGUCAUCGGCGUGCCUGUGCUCACAAAUGCCAUCAAGGGCCUGUUCAUCCGGAGAAAGGCCAUCAACAAGAUUACGGACCAGAGAGUGAGCCUCACGCAGGAGAUUCUGCAGUCCGUACGCUUCGUCAAAUUUUUUGGCUGGGAAGGCUCCUUUCUGAAGCGCCUUGAGGAGUUGCGAAGUCAGGAAAUUUCAUCCAUCCAGGUCUUACUGGCCAUCCGCAACGCAAUCAUGGCCAUCAGUUUGUCUCUACCCAUUUUUGCUUCAAUGUUGUCAUUCAUCACGUAUUCAUUGUCCAACCACAACCUUGCCCCUGCCGAGGUCUUCUCCUCGUUGGCCCUUUUCAAUGGGCUGAGGAUGCCCCUGACCAUGCUCCCCUUGGUCAUCGGCCAGGCGACCGAUGCGUGGUCGUCCAUUUCCCGUAUUCAGGAGUUCCUCUUGGCCGAGGAACGUGAGGAAGAAGCGAUAUUCAACCCCGAUGCCGAGAAUGCCGUGGAGAUGCGCGACGCAUCCUUCACUUGGGAGAGGACAAAGACCCAAGAUGACGAAAAACCCGCUGGGAGGCCCAAGGGCGAGCCAGGAAAGGGGGGACCGAAAAAGAAUCGCGGCAUUUCACCGACCAAUCCCAGCGAGGACGGGAGCGUUGUUACCGAAGAGCAAGAGCCGUUUAAACUCCAGAAUCUCAAUUUCGAGAUAGGGAGAAAAGAACUAGUUGCCGUCAUCGGUACGGUCGGCAGCGGAAAGUCCUCCUUGCUCGCCGCUCUCGCCGGAGAUAUGCGUAAGACGGGCGGAGAGGUCACUUUGGGCGCCUCAAGAGCGUUCUGUCCGCAGUACGCCUGGAUUCAGAAUACGACUGUGCAAGAAAACAUCCUUUUUGGAAAAGAGCUGGACAAGGGAUGGUACUCGGAGGUCAUCAAAGCUUGUGCGCUGCAACCGGACUUGGACAUGUUGCCGAACAAUGAUCUGACAGAGAUCGGCGAAAGGGGUAUCACCAUCUCGGGAGGGCAGAAACAACGGCUGAACAUUGCGCGGGCUAUCUAUUUCGAUGCCGACAUCGUCUUGAUGGAUGAUCCGUUGAGCGCAGUUGAUGCCCACGUCGGACGCCAUAUCUUUGACAACGCUAUUCUUGGCUUGCUCAAGGACAAAUGCCGAAUCUUGGCAACGCACCAACUUUGGGUCCUGAGUCGCUGUGAUCGGAUCAUCUGGAUGGAGGAAGGCAAGAUACAGGCGAUUGAUACUUUCGACAACCUGAUGAAGAACUCAGAGGGGUUCCAGCAAUUACUGGCAUCAACGGCCGUGGAAGAAAAGAACGCCGACUCAGCACCUACUCAAGGCCUAGCGGACGGCGGCCAGCUCAAAAAGAGGAAGAAGGGUAAAAGCCUAAUGCAGGCCGAGGAGAGAGCUUUAGCCAGUGUGCCGUGGUCGGUAUAUGCAUCCUACACCAGGGCGUCGGGCACAAUCCUGAACGCCCCAUUAGUCCUCGCGCUCUUGGUGUUGUCACAAGGAGCCAACAUCGUGACAAGCCUCUGGCUGUCAUACUGGACCUCUGACAGGUUCAGGCUGUCCACAGGGGUGUACAUCGGUGUCUACGCGGGUCUCGGUGCCGUUCAAGCGUUGAUCAUGUUCGGCUUUAUGGUGUCGCUCUCCAUCUUCGGCACGCUUGCUAGCAAAACGAUGCUGCGAAACGCCAUCACGAGGGUGUUGCGCGCGCCCAUGUCCUUCUUUGACACGACGCCGCUUGGCCGCAUCACGAACCGCUUCAGCCGCGAUGUCGACGUCAUGGACAACAACCUCUCGGAUGCGAUGCGCAUGUAUUUCUUCAGCAUUGGUAGCAUUAUUUCGGUAUUUGCGCUGAUCAUCGCCUUCUUCCACUACUUCGCCAUCGCGCUGGUUCCCCUGGCCCUGUUGUUCGUGUUUGCCGCGAGCUAUUAUCGCGCAUCAGCAAGAGAGGUCAAGCGAUUUGAGUCUGUGCUUCGUUCCAACGUCUUUGCCAAGUUUGGCGAAGGCUUGUCUGGGGUUGCGAGCAUCCGAGCAUACGGGCUGAUGGAUCGCUUUAUCACGGACCUUCGCAAAGCGAUUGACGAGAUGGACUCGGCUUACUUCCUCACCUAUUCCAAUCAAAGGUGGCUGUCAGUACGGCUUGACAUGAUCGGCACCGCCCUCUUUUUCACCACUGGAAUUCUGGUCGUAACGUCGCGGUUUUCCGUUGACCCGUCGAUAGGCGGCCUCGUGUUGUCAUACAUCUUGGCCAUCGUCGGCAUGCUCCAGUUUACUGUGAGGCAGCUGGCUGAAGUCGAAAACGGCAUGAACGCUGUUGAACGACUUCACUACUACGGAACGGAGCUUGAGGAGGAGGCGCCACUGAAGACCAUUGAAGUCCGCAAGACAUGGCCGGAGAAGGGCGAAAUCAUCUUCGACAAUGUCGAGAUGCGAUACCGGCCGGGGCUUCCUCUGGUCUUGCAAGGCCUCAGCAUGCAUAUUAAAGGGGGAGAGCGCGUCGGUAUUGUUGGCCGCACUGGCGCUGGCAAGAGUUCCAUCAUGUCAACCCUCUUCCGACUGGUUGAACUCUCAGGAGGGCACAUCACCAUUGACGGUCUUGACAUCUCAACCGUCGGCCUCCACGACCUGCGCUCGCGCCUCGCCAUCAUCCCGCAGGAUCCUGCUCUGUUCAAAGGCACCGUACGCAGCAAUCUCGACCCCUUCGGCGAGCACACUGACCUUGAGCUGUGGUCCGCGCUCCGGCAAGCCGAUCUUGUGCCGGCGGACGGUGGGCAGCACGCACAAGCACCCGGCGCGGUAGCCAAUUCGGGCGCCGACCAGGACGUGGAAGCCGUCGCACCGAGCAAUGACAAUUCCGCCACUGCCAAUACUGGUCGCAUUCACCUCGACUCGGUUGUCGAGGAGGACGGCCUAAAUUUCUCGCUGGGCCAGCGCCAACUGAUGGCUCUGGCACGGGCGCUGGUUCGCGGCUCACAGAUCAUUGUCUGCGACGAGGCGACGUCAAGCGUCGAUAUGGAGACGGAUGACAAGAUCCAGGCGACCAUCGCCAACGGGUUCCGAGGAAAGACUCUGCUGUGUAUCGCGCACCGCCUGCGCACCAUCAUCGGGUACGACCGCAUCUGCGUCAUGGAUAAGGGGAAGAUCGCGGAGAUGGGUCCGCCGCUGGAACUGUGGAAGAUGGAAGGGGGGAUCUUUAGGGGGAUGUGCGAUCGCAGCGGGAUCCGCGUGGAGGAUAUCCACGGGGCUAGGGAAGAGUUGGGCCCAGGGCCGGCUGCUGGUGCGGACGAAGAGAAGUUGGAAAAAUCAGAGGCAUGA
This is a messenger RNA of Canariomyces notabilis, 4482 nucleotides long. RefSeq names its product P-loop containing nucleoside triphosphate hydrolase protein. The coding region runs from base 1 to 4482 and encodes 1493 amino acids. Gene Ontology annotation, biological process: transmembrane transport. Lineage: Eukaryota; Fungi; Ascomycota; Sordariomycetes; Sordariales; Chaetomiaceae. The record is from RefSeq and is a predicted model, not a curated record. The transcript has 3 exons. Gene Ontology annotation, molecular function: ABC-type transporter activity; ATP hydrolysis activity; ATP binding. Gene Ontology annotation, cellular component: membrane.